Messenger RNA from Paramormyrops kingsleyae, 6978 nucleotides. It is a transcript of the gene ticrr, whose product is annotated as TopBP1-interacting, checkpoint, and replication regulator. Gene Ontology annotation, biological process: regulation of DNA-templated DNA replication initiation; mitotic DNA replication checkpoint signaling; mitotic G2 DNA damage checkpoint signaling. The record is from RefSeq and is a predicted model, not a curated record. Gene Ontology annotation, cellular component: nucleus. NCBI's taxonomy places the organism in Eukaryota, Metazoa, Chordata, Actinopteri, Osteoglossiformes, Mormyridae. Gene Ontology annotation, molecular function: chromatin binding.
GCUGUACCUACCACGACAUCGGUGGAGCUCUGUCGGUCCAAUCACAGAGCAGAACACAAAGAAGACCACCUUUUUUGCCAUCGCGUUGCAUUUGACGAAUGGGCAUGUUCGGUCUUGCAGAUGACAGCCAAUCGCAGCAAAGAGACUUUACCGAAUUAUGUGAGGAGCGCGAAGAGUUUGAAGGAAGAGGCGAGCAAGAUGGCGAAAGAGAAAUAAAGUAUAAAGGCGGUAGAAAACAAUUGCGAAGCAUUUUAAUUACAGAAUAUCUUAUUAACUAUGUGUAAAAUAUAGAGAUAUAGAACUGCGCGUCGCAGUCGGCCAUUCGCUAGUCAUUCAACAAAGUUUUAAGGAAGCUACUGACGUUAUGCAAGAUUAAUUAUCGUUACUCGGCUAUUCAGCUAGAUGUAAGUUUCCGAUCAGCCGCCGGGAUAUACCUAAAGAUCGCGGCGUUUAGCUGGUCACUUCAAUGCUCCUGCGUCAUCAUUAGUUGGCUCGCCAGCCAUGGUUUCCCAUAAUGUCGUGUUUGCAAUCGAUGUUAACCGGUUGGGCCAAGGCUCUGGGCCGGACCUCGGCCAUGUCAAGCAGCGCCUUUUGCAGCACGGAGUGCUAAGGCUUCUGAUUUACCUCGGCAGCAGGUUCGGGUUUGACAAGGUUCGGUGGGGCUACAAGUUCUUCCACUCGCUGGGUGGGCGAGGCGUCAACGUGUCCAGGGGCUCCGAUUUUAAGGAGCUCAGAGACAAGGCGUUUGAAGAGUUUGAGGUGGAGGUAGAGAAUAAGCUAGCGGGGAGCGACAGGAGUAACACGUCCCGGGAUACCAGGGGAUACCCGCACUGGGCUGGAUCCGUCCAGACGGCUUUGAAGGAGACCUUGCUGGACUUCCAAUGGGACAGGCCGGAUAUAACUUCUCCGACAAAGUUGGCAUUACGACCACGGUUGAAGCGAUCCUGUAAAAAUAUUUCCCUGGAUGAUGAUCUGUCCGUCAGGAGUAAAAAUGUGCUAUUUGUUAUUUCGGAAUGUCCCCGGUCUGAAUGUGACCUGGAGGGUUUCGAGCCCGAUCGUAAAGCCGAGUCCUUCAGAGAGCUGUCCGAGCUUAUUCUGCCCAAGGGUCUGCGUGACAUGAUGGUCCAGAGUCAAGUUGUCCUGCACUGGAUUGAUUCCAGUCCUUAUUCUCAGGCGCUGAGUGCCACAGACUGCUGUGGCUACGAUGUUUUCUCUGCGGCACUGGACCAAGUUGGUGGCAGGGUGCUGCCUUUGGCUGCUUUGCUCUUGCUGUCCAGCUCAGAGGUGUGGACUGGUGCGGAGCGGAGGCUGGGCACGAAGGCCGGAGCAUCCCACCGGCAUGUACUGGCAAACGGUACCUUUCCUUUUGAUUCUGGCUUGGGCUUUCUCCUGUCCUCCCAGCAACGUUUCCGCAUGGCCUUCCCUGUCCAGGAGGGCCUUCUUCAAUGGGGGCAAGAAACAUGCAGUGUUACCAUGGAGCCAGUGUCCGCCGGACUGCACCAGUUCUCUAGUGGUGUGAUCAUAACCUUGAAGGGUGUCCUGUGGGACUGGAGCUCAGAGCUAUGCCAUGCCAGUUCUUCAUCCUGCUGGGUGCUUCAGAGGCAGCAGGGCACUGCGGGAGACAGCCAGGAUGGGGCAUCUUUCCUGAACCUUCUGAGGGAGCUCUCUGCCCACACUCUUCCCAUGUUUGCUGAGGUCAGCGAGGCAGGGAUAGGCCACACUGCAGUCCUGUCCACGCUGUCACCCUCCACUGCCCUGUUGACUUUAAUACAGCCUCAGACUGCCCACUUGGAGGACAGUCUGUCCUCGGGCCUCAUGUCUGCGGAAAGCGGCCCUCCUGCCUCCGACCUGCCUGACAUUGUCAGCAGCGUUCUGAAUGUCGUGUAUGACAUCAUGGAGAACGACGAUGAGGAGGCGGGUCAUGCUGUUACAGCUGCUGGUCUCCGUGUUCCCGAUUGGGCCCAGCAGGAGCUCAGCCAGCGGUCCUGCCCGCUUUCUUCAGGGCUAGUCGAAGCCUGGUUUCCUUAUUCUGAUUGGGCGGGUGUCAGCUCCCACCUAAUGGAGUCCAUGAGCCUCCUCCACGCUGUGCCUGAGGGAGCAAAGGUGUCCUGUGACGAUGCUGGCACCCAGCUGGAUCUGACCCAGUCACUGUCAGAGCUCUACCAGGGAACCACGGCCGGGGCUCCCGCCCAGCAGAGGGCAAAGAAAAGGGGUGCCCAGCGCACACCAGUGAGGCAGAAGAUGAAGACCAUGAUGAAGACCAUGAGUCGCUCCCUGCAGAUGUUGAAUGUGGCGCGGCUCAACGUGAAGGCCCAGAAGAGCCAGGCAGAGGAGGCUUUGGGGAGCGAGAAGGGUCCUGAAAUGCACAGGAAGAGGCGUUCUGGAGACAGGACCAAGGCGCACUCCAGUGCUCCCAACUUCAGUAGUGAAGAGGAGCUUUUAAGCCAUCUCAGACUGAGUUACCAGGAAGCCCUGAGUAAGUUAGACCUUCCCAUAGUCUCCGAGGUCCAUCGUCUCUUUGGCCUCGUGAAGAUGUUCCUGAAGGGGACCCAGGACCUCGAGGGGCGUUCCUCACUCUUCAUCCAGAAGAACCUGUUGAAGGCCAGCAGAGCCAUCAGGCAACACUACGAGACGACCCCUGACGCCGACGGCAAAGUCAGGGAGUGCCAGCUGCAGACUGUGCUGAGACUGGAGCUUUGUAAGUGUUUGGCUCCAGAGGAUGAGAGCCUGGACCAAACUGUGGAGGAGGUGGCUGAUAUGCUUCGAAUUAUCUCCUUAACGAAAGACCCCAUCUAUCUCUCAAAGUUCCUCGAAGAUGACGUCCUUCCUGUCUACCUCGCGGACAUCCCCAGGGCUUUGGCUGACGUCUAUCACAGCCUAGGCACUCGGCUGCCCGAGGCUCUGACCGUUGCACUGCCAUCGGAUUUCCUCAGCGACGAGUCCCUGGUGCGGGAGAGCAUGUCGUCGGCCGCCUCCCAGGAUGUGUCUCCGGACGUCGGCCAGCGGCUAGAGGAUCUGCGGGAGCGCUCUGCCAAGAAGAGGAAGAGCGGAAAGCUCCUCCGCCAUCGGAGCACGAGCGACGCCGUCCCCUGUGCGCGCCAGAUCGAGAUGCCCCGGAAGUCUCUCAGAGUGCAGGCCAAGCCCCAGCCCCACACCGUCUCUGCCCCAGAGGAACCUCCCAAGCAAGUGGUGCAAGAAGUUACGAAGGUCAGAAGAAACCUGUUCAAUCAGGAAGUGGCCUCCCCUCGAAAGAAAGGCAGGCUGCCUCGAAGUCGAUCCGUGUCGGCCGUGGAGGACUCUCAACACAAGCGGCUGCAGUCAAAAGGUGGAGCCGAUCGCCACACCCUGCUGACCAGGAAGGUGACCGAGACUCCACUCCACAAGCAGGUGCCAAACCGGCUUCUGCAAAGGCAGCUGGCUGGCAGGAAGUCUGAGCCAUCGGAUGUCUGUGUAGUGGAAGAGUCUCCCCUCAAGCCCCAGUGUGACCUCAGGAGGAGUCCAAGGAUUAAGAGCCUGUCGUUCACCCGAAGACAUUCCUUCUACUCCAGCUCCCAGAGCAGCUCCAGGAGCAUUGAGCGGGUGCUGUCGUCCUCCCAGCCCCACACCUCAGGCUGUAUCAGCGUUGGGGCCAUCCAGUCCCCCAUGCGGCUGCUCUUUGGAGAGGCCCAGUCCCCUCGCCGUGCCCGUUCAUUGAGACACGGCAUCGUGACCAAUUCCCAGGAUCCCCAGCAAGGCACGGUCGACUCGCAUGUGUCUGAGGUAAAGAAUGUCAAGAGGACACCCAGGCGGACACCCCGUAAACGGCGAAGGUCCGCCAGCGGGGGCACGACACCUGAAAGAUGGCCUCGAACCCUUUGUGGGGGGAGCCCUGAGCAGGGGUCUGUUGUGAGGGAGGUUGGAAUGGUGCUGAGGGGGAGCCCAUUUCGACCACCAGUGCAAGCCCCCCCUCAUAAAAAAAGUCCUACCCACGUGAACUUCGGAACGCCCUUGAAGCAGCCAUUAGAUUCCCCGUCACAGGGAUGCUCGUCUGGGACGCCAGUCCACGGUGUUGUCAGGUCACCGUCACCACGCAAGGUCAGAGUUUGGGGUAGAGGUGAGUCACAGAAGGUUCUGGAUUCCCCUUGCGUCUCUGCCCGACGUUCUCCGCGGUUGUCAAAAACACCCUCUAAGACUGGGGAACCGAGCAGGUGUGGUCUCUUUAAGACCCCUGAGAAGCUCAUUUUGGGGGGUGGCCAGUCUUCUCCCAGAGUCAUCCCUAAACUGAACACUCCUGAAACCAUGGAAAAAACUCCUCAGAAAUCCACACCGCUGAGGUCUUCAGAACGGCUGUUGAGAAAACUGAACCCCACUGGAACAGAUGUGUCAGUGUCCUCAGGAACACCUCAGAAACUAUGCUAUCCUGUUCACUCCUCCCCACCAAUGCCCACCCUGCGUUCUCCUCAGAAGGGUCUGGGUUCUUCCACCCAAGCACUCACACGCUCUAGGGCAAGUCACGUCACCUGUACCCCAUCGCCACUGUUGGGCCAGACUCCCCGGAAGAUUAACAAUACCCCCCGGGGGACCAACACUACCCCCAGGAAGGUGCACUUCACACCAGAGGCCUGUGAAACUGUGUUAGGCUGUCCUGCUGAUGCUUCACUCCUGGGGGGAACCUCCCCAUCUCCAUUUAAAAACAGGACCAAGGUCAGGAGGUUAUGCCGAAGCCGGGCCAAGCUGGACAUGAGCCCACAGGCCUGUGGCAGUCUAACUCCACCUGACGAUAUUCAGCAUGCUGGGUCUAGGGAUCCAGUCAGCAUGGUGACCUCCAGCAGUGUAAAGGAAGAUCUGGAUUGUAAAAUGCAGCCAGAUGCCUCACAGCUGUCGCAUGGUGCCACUGACCUGUCCCAGGCCAGUCUGGCUACCACUGAAGACGAAAGUAGCAUUGACAUCUCGGAGGCCGCAGUGGUGAAAACUCAACUGUCUAGCGGCAUCAAGAUGAAUAUCUCUUUCACCAAGAAGCCCCCCAAGGUAGGAGAAGUGUUCCCAUUCGCGGCCAAACCGUCAAAGUCCUCGACACCUGUGCCAGGGAGGGACUAUGGGUUCCGCAGCACACCAGAUCGUCAGCAGAGGGCAGCAGCAGCCAGACUUGCAAGUUCUGACUCUGGGCCCCAGCUCUCUAGCCCAGGCUCCUCGCAGAGUCCUUGCAACCCCAACAUCCUCACCUAUCAUGUAGAGCUGGAAAUGCAGGGUUCUGGCCUGCCCAAGCUCAAGUUCAGGCGGACAGACUCCCUCUGCGGAGGGGAUGUAGUAACUGAAGGUGACCUGAAGGGGCUGUCCCAAAGUCUGGCACAAAUAAAGAGAAUUGAGAGCCCACUCCAUCGUUACUCCAAAGUUGGUGGGCAUGCUUCACCAUCUUUCUGUACCCAUGGAACUCCCGCCAAGAGCACCCCAGGGAAGGGCAGCGUUCAGACCUACAUAUGCCAGUCUUGCACCCCCACGAGGCAGCCUGCCGGGACCCCAUCGCCCUCGACAGCGGGCGACCCCACGGCUUGGACGCCGUCACCCCAAAGUAGGGGACGCUCCACUCCCGAGGGCCUGAACAGCUGGCCCCGCAAGAAAAGAGCACGCCUUGGGUUGGCUGGGGCCAAGGAGGCACGUCUCCAGGGCGGAUGUCACCCGCUGGAGGAGAUGGGGGACCUGGAGCUGGAUGGAAUUGGCUGUCUGCCAGAGCUGGACGAUUGUGUGGAAACUGAUAUGCUGGCGUCUGGUUGGACUCUUGGGUCUGCUUUAAAGCGGAAACGUGCUGCAGAAUCCAUCUGUGCGGAGGGCAUGGAGUGUGGAGUACCACCUGUGGACCAGAACAGGGCCACCGAGUCACUGGUGUGCGAUAAAGGCCCAUGGCUCACAGAGGAGGACCAUGUCCUUACAGUGACCCCCCCCAGCUCCAAGGGCAGGAAGCCAGUGACGGCCAGUGGCAUUCUGGCUCUUACUCAUUCCCCAAUGCUCUACCGCUCUGAAGAUCGGGGCCCCAGAGGUGGUGCUGGUGUGUCUCCUUCCAACCUUGUUAGGCAGAAGCCAGCUCCGAGGAGGACCUACAGCAGGAAGAGGCUGCUGUGAGCAUGUCCAGCGUCAGCCCUAUUGGAUUAUUAAAUCCUGUUUUCCACUGAUAGUCUGGUGACAGUAUCUAAUAAAGGAGGAAUCUUGCUGGCUAAUUGCUUUCAUUUGAAGUAAUCAAAUAUAGCCAAGAAAUAAUCGUGCGGUACAUUGUUGGUCUUAUGCACUAGAACCAAAGAAGUGUUUGAAAGAUGUGAACAAGUAUGCAUUUUACUUCUUCAGUGCUAUUUAUUUAUACAUUUUACUUCUUGAAGCUGUUUAUAUGUUGUAAAUAAAAGUAUGUAGUGAGUUGUAUAGAUUUUAAAAUCUUGUCCUUAAGCAUAUUUAUUUGUUUGCUGUAAGUACAUUGAUUUCUUUUAUCUUUUAAAAAAGGUUGCAUUGUAUUUAUAUUAAAUACAACUAAAUUCCUAAUUAAAGCAAAUUUUUCCUUAGUACUAACAUUUGUAUGAGUGUUUAUUUUUGAAUUUGCCAGUUUUUGUUGCUUAACUGAAUUUGCCGAAUUUUUUUUUUUUUUUUUACCUGACAUGGAAAACAAACAUGACAUGUCAAAUAUUUAAUCAAUUUAAAAAAGUAGAUUACAAUGUUGAAAUGUUUGACUUCUGCAGUAAAGGAUUAUAUUUACCGGAAUUGUUUCAGUGGGCCUAAUUAAGAGUGUGCUGACAAUUGUAAAAAAAACUUGUUUUAAUUGUAAUUUAGAAAACUCAUCAGUUAUGUUCUUGAUUGCUAGGCCUAUAUAUUCACCGUAGAUAGUUGACUUUCAGUAACGUAAUCCAAGUUGCCCUUAUCGGUACGCCGUUUCCGGUCAUACAAUGUGUUUAAUUGGUCCUGGCGUAGGAAACUUGUGUAUUUCCCAUCAUUUCAAUAAAGGGGAAAAUUUUGUUACCA